AUGAUAUGUUUACGAUCAUUGAUUAUUCUAUUUGUCGUAUUCAGUGUUAUUUUUUCUGAAGAAUCAUUAUCCGAUCCUGAACAAACUGUGAAUAAUAAUGAUUUAGAACGAAAACCAUUGGGCGAAGAAGUACUUUAUCAUGAACAGCCGAUGAUUUUAGAUGGUCCAAGUUUAGUAGUUGCUUUAAGUAAUGAUAAUUUUACACAAUUUAUCGAAAGUCAUCCAGUUGUCUUAGUCGAAUUUUAUGCACCAUGGUGUGAACAUUGUAAACAACUUGAACCAAAUUAUGAAACAGCCGCUCGCCUUAUGAAAGACAACGAACAUCCCGUUCAAUUUGCUAAAGUUAAUUCAGCAGUUGAAAGUUCAUUAGUUCAACAAUACGAUGUUGAAAAAUAUCCUACCUUGAAAAUAUUUCAUCAUCAAAACCCAUAUCCUUACGAUGGACCACUUGGAACGGGACAUUCGAUUAUGGAAUAUAUGAAACAAUACGCAGAUCCAGAUUGGAGACCUCCACUAUCUGAUGUUUUCAUUUUAACAGCCGAGAAUUUUACUCAAUUUACUGAAAAUGAACCAUUGUCAUUGGUCGAAUUUUAUACUCCACUGUGUAAAAUGUGUAAAAAUUUAGAACUACAUUAUGAGAAAGCUGCGAGACAUUUGAAAAGAAAAAAUAUCAAAUUGGCUAAAGUUGAUGCUACACAAGAAGUUCAAUUAGCCAAAGAACAUAAUAUCACUGAGUAUCCAACAUUGUUCGUCUUUCUUCAAGGCGGAAAAAAAUCACUAUAUAAUGGAAAAAAUACCGAGCGUACCAUUGUCCAAUAUAUGGAAGAUAUGCAGUUAUUUCCAAGUCAAGAACUGAAUACUUCAAAUGAAUAUAAGGAAUUGUUUACACAUCAUGAUAAAGUCUAUGUUAUAGGUCUAUUUACAAAUAAAAAUACACCAUUAUACAAUCAAUUCAUGGAUUAUGCUAAUUUUAAUCGAAGACUAUAUAAAUUUUCACAUACAUUUCAUUCAACAGAUAUUCUACCAUUAAAUGAUAUUAAAACGUUGCCAGCUAUUGUUAUACAAUAUCAUCCCGAUAUUAGAUCAAAAUAUGAGAAUGAAAAAUAUGUUUUAGCGAAGACUAGUGCCACAUUAGAUGAUAUUAAAGAAUUUGUUGAAAAACAUCAAACACCACUCGUUGGUUUAUUAACACAAGACAGUCUACAGAAAUUUUAUGAUAAAUUACGUCCUUUAUGUGUUAUAUUUUAUGAUGUUAGUUUUUCAUUUGAUCAGCGUGAACAAACACAAUAUUGGAGACAAAAGGUAUUGAAUGUUGCCAAAGAUUACAAGAAUAAAAUUAUAUUUGCCAUUACUGAUGAAGAAAAAAUGGAGAACAUGUUAACAGAGUUUGAUUUAGACUAUUCGAGUGAAGAUGUUAAUGUUGGCUGUUAUAGUAAUGAUGGGAUGAAAUAUCGACUGGAUGAUGAUGAUGAAUUUACGAGUGAUUCAUUUCGAGAAUUUAUUGAAAAAUUUGACAAAGGAAAAUUGAAACCAUAUAUUCGUUCACAGACGAUGCCCAAAAAAGCAAUUGUAGAUGGAAUAAUGACCAUUGUUGGAAAAAAUUUCGAACAAAUUGUUAACGAUAAAACGAAAGAUGUUGUUAUAUUCUUUCAUACAUCGUGGUGCAUGCUCUGCAAAAGUUUUCUUCCAACAUAUAACCAAAUUGCACAGAGUUAUAAAGGUUCAAAAAAUCUUUUAUUUACACAAUUCGAUGCCACAGCCAAUGACUUGCCAACAAAAGUUUAUGAUAUCAGCACAUAUCCAACAUUAUACAUCGUUCCAUCCAAUAAUAAAUUAAAACCAAUAAAAUAUAAUGGAAAUCGAGAUACUGAUGAUUUUAAGAAAUUUGUUGAAACAUAUUCCACAAAUAUUGCUCAUAAUAAAUCUCAAGAACUCUGA
Didymodactylos carnosus is the source of this 1938-nucleotide messenger RNA. NCBI's taxonomy places the organism in Eukaryota, Metazoa, Rotifera, Eurotatoria, Philodinida, Philodinidae. The record is from the annotation of a GenBank genome assembly.